Panicum virgatum (switchgrass) is the source of this 1445-nucleotide messenger RNA. RefSeq names its product replication protein A 32 kDa subunit B-like. Bases 68 to 937 code for a protein of 289 amino acids. The record is from RefSeq and is a predicted model, not a curated record. Gene Ontology annotation, biological process: double-strand break repair via homologous recombination; nucleotide-excision repair; DNA replication. The transcript has 9 exons. Lineage: Eukaryota; Viridiplantae; Streptophyta; Magnoliopsida; Poales; Poaceae. Gene Ontology annotation, molecular function: DNA binding. Gene Ontology annotation, cellular component: site of double-strand break; nucleus; chromosome, telomeric region.
GUCCCCCCCCCCCUCUCCCGUCCUUCGUUCCUCGGCAAGCCCUAGGGUUUAGGGCUUUAGGCGCGCGAUGUACGGCGGCGGCGGGCACUACGGCGGCGAUGGCGGCGGCGCCGCGAACGCCAACUCCCUCUUCGGCGGCGGGGGAUUCAUGCCCUCGCAGUCCACCGCGGUCCCGGAGAGCAGCGGCGGCGUCUCCAAGGGCCGGAACGCGCAGACGCUGCUGCCGCUCACCGUGAAGCAGAUCAUGGACGCGGCGCAGGCCAGCGACGACAAGUCCAAUUUCACCAUCAACGGCGUCGAGGUGUCCACGGUUAGGCUUGUUGGACGCAUGCUGGGUAAGAUUGAGCGGGUCACAGAUGUUCAAUUCACUCUUGAUGAUGGUACCGGCAAGAUAGAUGUGAAUCGCUGGGAAAACGAGUCUUCCGACACUAAGGAAAUGGCUGAUGUCAAUGAUGGGAACUAUGUCAUUGUCAAUGGUGGUUUGAAAGGUUUUCAAGGAAAGCGCCAUGUGGUUGCUUACUCUGUUCGGCGUGUGACAAACUUCAAUGAUAUAACACAUCACUUUCUGCACUGCAUUUAUGUGCAUUUGGAACUCACCAGGUCAAAGUCACGGUCGCCACCCCAAAUAAAUUCUGGUACAGCAACCCCUGUACAUGUUAACCAAGUUCGGCCCCCCAAUAUUCAGGCUACAUCAUUCUUGGGAUCAGGAAAUACUUCUGAAAAUGAUGUAUCCAGCUUGAUCAUGAAUGUUUUUCAUGACCCAGCAAUCAUAGACCGGGAGGAUGGGAUAACUAAAGCAUAUGUCAUAGAGCGUCUUAAACUACCAGAGGACAUGGUCAGGUAUUUUCACCACAAUAUGUUCAUUUGUUCAGCUUGCUCUAUAUUAUCAUGGUACAGACAAGAUGUACCAUUAAAUUGUCUGAUGUCUUUUACUUAGGAAACCCGUAACUGGAAUACUCUGGUUAAAACAUGUCUUGUUUUUAUUCUAUAUCACGAGUUACAACACGAUCUUGCUUCCGUUUCACAUAUUGUUCACAGUAAGGUCUUCCAACAACAUAUUGAUGACGGCAACAUUUACAACACGAUUGAUGACCUCCAUUUCAAGUCUGCCAUGAAUGGUUGAUCAUGUUCCAGGCCUGUGUCAGGCUCCAUGUAGGCGGGGAGCCGGUUCCAAGGAAGUUUAAGCGCUCUGCAGGAUUGCCUCGCGAAUCCUGCAUAUAUUCAUAAGGGAACCGACAGCUAAGCUUGGUUAAGUUGUGUUCUUGCUAAGUACAGUUCCCUUACUGCAAUUAAUUAUCUAUGUAAUGGAGUGAUGGACACUGUGAGUAGGCUAGGUCUCCCUUCAGGACAUCUGUUGUGUUUGCUACUUCAAUAACCCUGUGUAAAUCACCCGUGUUUUGUUUCUCUGCCGUGGCCUAUUUUAUGUGUUAUGGCCAUCCGCGAAA